Chanos chanos (milkfish) is the source of this 2826-nucleotide messenger RNA. RefSeq names its product endoplasmic reticulum aminopeptidase 2 (gene erap2). The coding region runs from base 1 to 2811 and encodes 936 amino acids. Gene Ontology annotation, molecular function: zinc ion binding; metalloaminopeptidase activity; peptide binding. The transcript is spliced from 18 exons. Gene Ontology annotation, cellular component: membrane; cytoplasm. Lineage: Eukaryota; Metazoa; Chordata; Actinopteri; Gonorynchiformes; Chanidae. The record is from RefSeq and is a predicted model, not a curated record. Gene Ontology annotation, biological process: peptide catabolic process; proteolysis.
AUGUACCUCUUGCUUUUCACUCUUCUUCCUGUUGUGCUGCGCAGCCUGGCUCAUGCCACGGAUAGCAGCAGUGACGUUUUGGAGAACACACACACGGCCACCAAUGAACUGUCCUUCCCAUGGAGCAAAGUCAGACUUCCAAAUUACAUCGUGCCUAUACAUUACCAUCUACUCAUCCAUCCCAACCUUACAACACUUAGAUUCAAUGGUUCAGUUAGCAUUGAGAUUGAUGUGAAGAACAAUACCAACUGGGUGGUCUUGCACAGUAAAAAUUUGGAGAUCACCACGGCAACAGUUCUCGAUGAGAAAGGGGAUCACCUGUCGGAUAAAGUCCUUCCUGUCUUGGAAUACACUCCACAUGAGCAAAUAGGGAUCUUUUCUCCAAAGAUUUUAACCUCUGGAGAAAAGUAUUUUUUAUACCUGGAGUUUGGUGCUCCGUUGGCGGACGGGUUUUAUGGCUUCUACAAAAGUACAUACAAGACAAAACAAGGAGAAACAAGGUUUAUGGCCUCUACACACUUUGAGCCCACUUCGGCGCGAAUGGCCUUUCCGUGUUUUGAUGAGCCCAUUUUCAAAGCAAACUACUCAAUCAGAAUAAGACGUGGACCCUCACACGUUGCCCUGUCCAACAUGCCUAUAGAGCAAACAGUGAAAGUGAGUGACGGACUCCUAGAGGACCACUUUGAGCCCAGUGUUCGGAUGAGCACGUAUUUGGUGGCCUUUAUACUGUGUGACUUCAAAUCUGUUAGUGGAAGAACCUCAACUGGAAUAGAUGUCUCUGUCUAUGCUGUUCCAGAUAAAUGGAACCAAACCCAUUAUGCUCUGGAAGCUGCAGUGAGAAUUUUGGAAUUCUAUGAGAAGUAUUUCAACAUAUACUAUCCCCUUCCCAAACUCGAUUUAAUUGCUAUCCCUGAUUUCCAGUCUGGUGCUAUGGAGAAUUGGGGUUUGACCACUUACAGGGAGACCUCUCUCCUCUAUGAUCCCAGUAUCUCCUCUGCUUCAGACCAGCUGUGGGUCACCAUGGUGAUAGGCCAUGAGCUGGCCCAUCAGUGGUUUGGAAACUUGGUUACUAUGGAAUGGUGGAAUGACAUUUGGUUGAAUGAGGGAUUUGCCCGCUAUAUGGAGUUUGUUUCUGUUGAUGCAACAUACCCAAAGCUCAGAGUGGAGGACUAUUUGCUGGACACUUGCUUUGCCGCGGUUGGACGAGAUUCGCUCAACUCUUCGCGGUCAAUAUCCAGCGCUGCAGAAAACCCCACUCAGAUUAAAGAGAUGUUUGAUACAGUGUCCUAUGACAAGGGAGCAUGCAUUCUGCACAUGCUCAGACACUUCCUGUCAGAUGAGGUCUUCCAGAGUGGCAUUGUGAGGUAUCUGAGAAGGUUCAAGUACAGAAAUGCCAAAAAUGAAGAUCUUUGGGAAAGCCUUGUCAACACGUGCUCCGAAGAUGACUUCACAUCUGGAGAAUACUGUUACAGCAGCAAUCAAGCAACAAAGAAUGCGUACCGCUACGCCGGGGAGCACAUAGACCUGAAGGAGAUGAUGCAUACCUGGACCCUACAGAAGGGCAUGCCUUUGAUCACUGUUAAACGACAGGGUUCAAAACUUCACCUUCAGCAGGAGCGUUUCCUAAAGACCAUUCAGCCCACUGAUCCCGUCUGGCCUUUACUACAGAAAGGGUACUUGUGGCAUAUCCCUCUAACGUACAAAACCAGUCACUCAACGCAUGAUGUGAAGCAUAUUAUGAAAACCAAAACAGAUGUCAUUCGUCUGGACGGGGAUGUAGACUGGGUAAAGUUCAACACUGACAUGACUGGAUAUUACAUAGUUCAUUAUGAAGGGAAGGGUUGGAAUGACCUGAUCAAGCUCUUAAGAGUUAAUCACUCUGCACUGAGCUUUAAAGACAGAGCCAACCUCAUUCACAAUGCAUUUCAACUGGUCACCGCUGGGCGGCUGUCGCUUACCAGCGCCCUCGAUCUGAUCAGCUACCUGAAGUCGGAAACUCAUAACGUUCCACUUCUGCAAGGCCUGGGAUACCUCGAAACUUUUUACAAAAUGAUAGAGAAGAGAAACAUUGCAGACGUCACUCAGAACCUAAAGACCUACAUCCUACAGUAUUUUAAAGAUGUGAUUGACAAGCAGACGUGGAGCAAUGAGGGAACGCUCUCUGACAGGAGGCUGCGAUCUAAUGUUCUAUCCCUGGCCUGUGAUCUUGGUUAUCCACCCUGUCUGGAGAGGGCCAAGGGCUUCUUUGACGACUGGGUGAAAUCCAACAGCACUCUCAGCUUGCCCUCUGACCUGAUGGAGACUAUCUACGUGUCAGGAGCACAGAGUGAUGAAGGCUGGGCCUACCUUUUGGAGAGAUACAGCAACUCCAUAUGUGCAACAGAGAAAUACAAACUCCUCUCGGCUUUAGCCAGCAACAGGGAUUUAGAUAAACUGGCACGGUUGUUGGAGCUUGGAAUGGAAGGAAAAGUUAUAAGAACUCAGGAUUUGUCUACAGUCAUAUACAUUGUGGCCAGAAAUCCAGCAGGACAUUUCCUGGCUUGGAACUUUGUGAAGAAGAACUGGGAUGAACUGGUGAAAAAGUUUCAGUUGGGAUCUUUCAGUAUUAGAAACAUUAUUAUUGGUACCACAGCUCAGUUUUCCUCUAGAGAGGAGUUGGCUGAGAUCAAGGCCUUUUUCGAGUCCAUACGGGAGCAGUCGUCUCAACUCCGUGCCACUCAGGUUGCCUUGGAGAACGUCGAGAAAAAUAUCCAAUGGCUGGAGAGGAAUUUGGAGACCAUGAGGACUUGGCUUCAAACAAGACUGGGUUAAAGAAAGUCCAGUAUC